GUCUCUUGUCGGUCUGUUCUCUCUCAUCCCCCCCUUUUGACGAUGAAUGACAUGCCGUGUUAUUCCACCAGCCUGCAAUCUCUUCUCGGCCCUCUCUCUCGCACGCGCAUCUUUCUUGGGCGGGAUGUCUGACCUUUUUCGCAGUGAUGUAAUCGUGAGUGGGCUUUUUUUCUUCCCCCGUGUGACAAGCCAUGUCUGGCGCCGCCACGGCGAGAUGCCCAAUAUCCGGGACCAGAGACCAAGUGUCUCACACAUGCUUAAAUGAAGUCUCUUUCUAAGGAAGCUGUCUAUUUCC
Lasiosphaeria miniovina is the source of this 295-nucleotide messenger RNA. RefSeq lists its product as uncharacterized. The transcript has a single exon. Lineage: Eukaryota; Fungi; Ascomycota; Sordariomycetes; Sordariales; Lasiosphaeriaceae. Bases 47 to 265 code for a protein of 72 amino acids. The record is from RefSeq and is a predicted model, not a curated record.